Letharia columbiana is the source of this 189-nucleotide messenger RNA. RefSeq lists its product as uncharacterized. NCBI's taxonomy places the organism in Eukaryota, Fungi, Ascomycota, Lecanoromycetes, Lecanorales, Parmeliaceae. The transcript has a single exon. The record is from RefSeq and is a predicted model, not a curated record. The coding region runs from base 1 to 189 and encodes 62 amino acids.
AUGUUCAACGCCGCCCUCAUCAGCCUUCACUGCGGUAUCCUCCCUCGCGUCCUCUUCAAUGUCAACCUCGGCUUCCUCAUCACCACCAACCUCUUCAAUGUCAAAUUUGGCUUCCUCGUCAGUAUUACCACCGAUCUCAUCAUCGGUCCCCCAGACCACCUCAACGCCUACCUCUACUUGCGUCCCUAG